This is a messenger RNA of Pestalotiopsis fici W106-1, 453 nucleotides long. RefSeq lists its product as uncharacterized. The record is from RefSeq and is a predicted model, not a curated record. Gene Ontology annotation, cellular component: cytoplasm; nucleus. Bases 1 to 453 code for a protein of 150 amino acids. Gene Ontology annotation, biological process: proteasome assembly. Lineage: Eukaryota; Fungi; Ascomycota; Sordariomycetes; Amphisphaeriales; Sporocadaceae. The transcript has a single exon.
AUGCGUCUCGUCCCUUCCGCCAACAACCCAACCAGCUUCACGCACCUCAAGACAGCCGGCGCCCCUUCGGCACCCGGUCUACACGACACCCUGCGGCACGGCGUAGGCCCGACCCCGUCACACCUCGAGGGCGUCGAGGCCCCCGUCAGCCGACACCCUCUCGAGUCGCGCCUCAAGGCGUGGCAGUCGACGCAGGACGCCCUGCGCAUGGAGACGCUGCGCAAGACGUUUGGCAUUGCCGAGCCCAUCCGCCGCGGCAUGGAGGCCAAGAUUGUGAGCGAGGGCUCGUGGCGGCCCGCUGCCCUCGGUGGUGGCGCUGGCAAGAACAACUUGCACGAGGAUAUCCUGGGUGGCCGUGACACCAGUGUCGACUGGGAGGACGUCUUUACCGGCGAGGAGCAAAGGAGUGCUGCAGGCAUCCACGACGAGAUGGAGCGAAAGCUAAAGAUGUGA